AUGGCUCAAAAAGUUGAAGUAAAAGGAGGAAAAGGAGGUAACCAAUGGGAUGAUGGAUCGGAACACGAUGCUGUGACCAAGAUUCAGGCCGCAGCAAGCGGGAACGGCAUUCAAUAUGUUAAGUUCGACUAUGUUAAGAGCGGAAAAACUGAAGAAGCCCCUCUUCGCGGUGUCAAGGGCCAUAGUAUCGCAGCUUACCCGCAUCUACAGUUUGUGAUUAACAAUCCAGAGGAGCAUCUAGUUUCGGUAGAAGGUUGGUAUAACCCUGAAGGUCUCAUUCAAGGGCUUAAGUUCAAAUCCAACAAGAAGACUUUUGAUGUCAUUGGAUACGAAGAUGGUACUCCAUUUAGGCUCCAAUUUCAAGACAAGAAGAUCAUUGGCUUUCAUGGGUUUGCCGGAGAUUAUGUCCACUCUCUAGGAGCUUACUUUGCUCCAUUAUUAACUUCCAGUACUCCUUUGAUCCCUCCUAUUAAGCAAGAGGCAGGGGGAGGUACCGGAGGAGCCUCAUGGGAUGAUGGUGUACACGAUGGCGUUAGAAAGGUGCAUGUAGGGCAAGGCCAAGACGGUGUGUCGUCUAUCAAUAUCGUGUACAAGAAGGGUUCUCAGGAGGUUGGAAGAGGUGAACAUGGCAAGAAAAGGCUUCUUGGAUUCGAAACGUUUGAGGUUGAUGAAGACGACUACAUCGUAGCAGUGCAGGUGACCCACGACAAAGUAUAUGUUCUUGGAUUCGAAACGUUUGAGGUUGAUGAAGACGACUACAUCGUAGCAGUGCAGGUGACCCACGACAAAGUAUAUGGCCAAGUCUCUGACAUCAUCACAUCUCUUACCUUCUAUACAUUCAAGGGUAAAACCUCUCCACCCUAUGGGUUGGAAACCGAAAAUAAGUUUUUACUCAAGGGCAAAAAUGGUGGAAAACUUGUUGGGUUCCAUGGACGUGCUGGUGAAGCUCUACAUGCUCUUGGAGCAUAUUUUGCUACAACCACAACUCCUUUGACUCCUUUGACGCCUCCUCCCAAGAAACUAUUGGCAAUUGGUGGUGAUAAAGGAAAUGCAUGGGACGAUAAUGCUUACGAUGGUGUUAAAAAAGUGUACGUAGGACAAGCCCAAGAUGGUGUAUCUGUCGUUAAGUUCGUGUACGACAAAGACGCUCAGGAUAUUGUCGGAGGUGAACAUGGAAAGAGUACCUUACUUGGAUUCGAGGAGGUACUUAGAUUUUAUUUUAUAUCAAAAUAUAUUUUAUAUUUAACAAUAAAAGAAAAACAAUUAGCGAUGAGCAUAUUGGUUUAUAUUAUUUGGUUCAAGACUAAUAAGAAAACGUCUUCUCCCUUUGGACUUGAAGCUGGCACAGCCUUCGCACUCAAAGAGGAAGGCCACAAGAUCGUCGGGUUCCAUGGAAAAGCCAGCGAGUUGCUUCAUCAGUUUGGAGUCCAUGUUAUGCCGAUCACCAACUGA
Messenger RNA from Camelina sativa (false flax), 1452 nucleotides. Lineage: Eukaryota; Viridiplantae; Streptophyta; Magnoliopsida; Brassicales; Brassicaceae. The record is from RefSeq and is a predicted model, not a curated record.